AUAUGCGCAGGUCGUGAAGAUGCUUGGUAACGGCAGGCUGGAAGCAAUGUGCUUCGACGGCAUCAAGCGGCUCUGCCACAUCCGAGGGAAGCUGCGAAAGAAGGUGUGGAUCAACCAGGGAGACAUAAUACUCGUCGGCCUGCGGGACUACCAGGACGCGAAGGCGGACGUCAUCCUCAAGUACAACGCGAACGAGGCGAGAAAUCUGAAGUCGUACGGAGAACUGCCGGAGAACGCUAAAAUUAACGAGACUGUCAACUUUGGCGAAGAGGGACAGGAAGAUGACAUUGAGUUUGACGACCUCAGAGGUGACGAUGAGUUUGACGAUAUAUGAGUUGGGUGCUUGCCGGCAGCUUGCCUGUUCGGCGUCGUCUCGUAACAGCAAGGAGGGACGACUUUGGUAUAGACCCAUCGUGGUUAUAUGCUGCGGCGGCGGCAUCUGCAGAAGAGACAUUCUACAUUCUCUCUCGCGCCUCACAUUUUACAAUACAUUCUAUGGCACAUAAUUUUUCUACAGUUUAUU
This is a messenger RNA of Priapulus caudatus, 523 nucleotides long. Its product is annotated as eukaryotic translation initiation factor 1A, X-chromosomal-like. Gene Ontology annotation, molecular function: RNA binding; translation initiation factor activity. The coding region runs from base 20 to 334 and encodes 104 amino acids. The record is from RefSeq and is a predicted model, not a curated record. Gene Ontology annotation, cellular component: cytoplasm. Gene Ontology annotation, biological process: translational initiation. The transcript is spliced from 4 exons. NCBI's taxonomy places the organism in Eukaryota, Metazoa, Priapulida, Priapulimorpha, Priapulimorphida, Priapulidae.